Acanthopagrus latus (yellowfin seabream) is the source of this 7875-nucleotide messenger RNA. It is a transcript of the gene fam135b, whose product is annotated as family with sequence similarity 135 member B. Lineage: Eukaryota; Metazoa; Chordata; Actinopteri; Spariformes; Sparidae. The record is from RefSeq and is a predicted model, not a curated record. Bases 1 to 4185 code for a protein of 1394 amino acids. The transcript has 19 exons.
AUGUCUGAAGUACAGGGAACACUGGAGUUUUCUGUAGAGCUGCACAAGUUUCACAAUGUGGAUCUCUUUCAAAGGGGGUUCUACCAGGUACGAGCAGGACUGAAGGUCUCACCUCGAGUGCCCCACAGGUUGAUAGUGACAACACAGGACAAUACAGGAGAAUGCAGCUUCAGCUCUGCGGGAGUGUACGACGGCACCGCGUUCAGCCGGAUAUUUCAGAUCCUCUACAGAAAUGAGGAGAUUACGGUGAAUGACUGCAUGAUCUUCAAAGUCCACCUGCUAUUGGACGGAGAAAGGGUGGAGGAGGCCUUGAGUGAGGUGGACUUUCAGUUGAAGCUGGAUCUUCAUUUCACCGACAAUGAGCAGCAGCUGGCAGAGAUAGUGACGGUCCCGCUGAUCAGCAGUCGGACCCUCAGCCUCCACUUCCACCCGCGGAGAGGCCUCCACCACCACGUCCCUGUCAUGUUCGACUACUUCCACCUGUCCGUCAUCUCUGUCUCCAUACAUGCUUCACUGGUUGCCUUACAUCAGCCGCUAAUCAGCUUUGCACGUACUGGGAAGGGCUCCUGGCUGGGGAAGGGCUCGCCAGAGAGCACGAGCGACCCAUCUGCCAUGUCUGUGGAGAACCUUGUGUUCGGAGCUGGCUACUGCAAGCCUGUCAUCUCUGAGGGAAGCUUUUAUGUGCCCAGUGAAAACUGCCUGCAGAGAGCUCACACGUGGCACCGAAGGCUCUGUCGCCUCCUGCUGGUGGCUUACAGAGGCCUGCACACCUACUACACUGCACUGAUGAAGGAAAUCCCACAGCUCCAGCAGACUCCACUAGACUUAGAGGUGCUGCCUGUAGAAGAAACUCUAAAUCAGCUCACAAUAGAGUUACAGCUGCAGGAAGGCCAUGAGAAGGUAGCGGAGCAGAUCAGCAGGGACGUGAGCCAGCUCUGCUCCCAGCUGGCUGCUCUGUGGAGCCGUUUCCUGGAGGCCGCUGUGCUCAACCCCCACAUCCUCUCCUACCUGGCCCAGGAGCACCACACACUCAGGGUCAGGAGGUUCUCAGAGGCAUACUUCUUCACCGAACACCCCAAAGAGAUAUCGCUGACUUUUCAAGAGGAACUAAUCAACAGACACGGCCAGAUAGCUGCAGAAGUGCGGAGCUCAGACUACCUGACCAAGAUGCCUCCUUUACCUGUUGAGUGCCUGGACAUUGACGGAGACUGGAACAGCCUGCCCAUCAUCUUUGAAGACAGAUAUGUGGAGUCUCCUCAAACAGAGUGGCUAUCGCACGUGCCAACUACUGAUGGGCAGAACAACUUAGAUCCUGCCAUCACUCUCACCAAUGGGAUUUUUGAAAGCGGCCAGGAAGCCAUAUCACCAGCAAUAAUCCGAGAUCCCUUGGACAACGAUGACUGCAUGGACCUGCCCACUUAUGUCUCACUUAUAGCAAAGCAAAGUAAGACCAGUACCAACGUCAAAAGUACCCAGAACCUAAUUUCUUCUGUGGACAGUCCUGGACCCUCUUCAGCAGAGGCAGUAAACUUGAAGAAACUUGUGGAAAGCCAAGCCCAAGUUGAGGAAAACUCGAAUCCAGGCCUGAGGUACAUCACAGUCAAGCCUUGUGAUGUGGAUCCAUACAUGGGAGAAGCAGUCCUGGUUCACCGAAAUCCCAUCAUCCCCAGUAACAGCAGUGAUGAGUCUCCUUCUCAUCAUGUAACAGAAACCACUGUCCAACUUUGUGACUCCACAAACGACAGCAAUGCAGGAGAGAGUGAAACCAAUGAAGAGGAGUCUGAUAUUGCCAUGCCAUUAAAUCACUCCAUGGAUGAUGAGAGUGAGGAUAUUCCUCUCAUCAGCCUACCGACUGCCUAUGGGCAUCCAGUCAUCAUACCUUCCUUUCCCCCUGAUCUCAGAAAAGAGAUGACUCACCGCGGAGGUCUGGUCGGCUCCAAGAUCAUGAAACGCUCGUCUUCAGUUAUUUCCGACUCAGGUAUUGAGAGCGAGCCCAGCUCGGUGGCCUGGCCCCUGGAGGCUGCACUGCGAGGUCGACCUCAUCUUGACUUUUCCAGCGAACGGGAGAUUCCGCAGCAAAUUGUGUGUCGUCACCCGGUCCACCGCAGCUCACUGGAAGGCCUGCAGAUGGAGAGCAAUGGCAGCCUUCCAAGUGCCGGCAUACAGGCGUCGCUCACCUCUAUUAGCUCUCUGCCCUACGAGGAAGACCAGCAGCAGAGACAACUCAGCAAACUGACCAAGUCAGUUUCUGCACCGCAGAUAAGUAGCCCGGAAGAAACUGAGGAGGACCGUGUGCUGCUCAACCAGGAGACAGACACCAAGAACAAGGAUUCAUUCAAGAUCAACUGCUCGUCAUUGAACGGCGACUUGGAUUCGGAGCAAUCUGAAUCAUCUCUAUUAGACCCAAGUUUAACAACAAAUCUGGUCCAUAUUCUCAAGGAGAAUAAUCAUCCUGAAAAGUCCAACCUUCCCCAGUACCUGUCAGAGACACACAAACCCAAGUCAGUGUUAACUAGUGUGACUGAUGUCUUGCUUUUACAAGCGUCUGUAGAAAGCCCUCAUGUGAGGGCAAGUAAUGUUAUUGGUAGCCAUGGGGAGAAUAUGAACCAUCAAACACACAUCAGUGAAGUAAGCGCCUCGGUGGAGGAUGUGCUUCUCAGUGAAACGGAAGGAGCGCCCUGCAGCUGUGGAAACAAAGCAUGUGUGCAUAGAAGCACAGCAGAUCAGGAGAGAAUUAGCACUGGAGAUGAGUGCCAAAGUUUCCAUCAGACCAAACUGCUUUCUGCUGAGGACCAGGAGUGUCUGGAUCCGUCCCAAACACCUCUAAAGCCUUCAGAGCUUCAACACUCCAAUGACCUGCCCAGCAACACCACCAGCACACAGAGACCGAGUGACCUUACAGGGUUGAUAGUCAAUGAUGUCACAUCAUCUGUUGAUGUCAAUGGGAUAUCAGCUAGUGAGAAAGAACCGUUAGACUGCCAGACGAAGCCCUCCAAGAUCCCCAACUCAGGGCUGGCCUUUGUGAAUAAGAAGAUGGUGGAAGUGGUGAAUAUGUCAGUGUCCUGUGCCCCGACCUGCCUGCCAUUUUCCUCUGUUCUGAGAGACUCUCCAUCCAUGAGUGGAAUGUCCGCUCGCCAGGCUACCUCACCUAUCACCCAUCAGCCCCUGGGCUCCUUCGGUAUCAUCUCCUCGUCGUCACUCAAUCCCCUGAACAUGGAUGAUGAGACCAAUGAGCGGAUGCUGAAUUUCUACAAAGCCAAAGAGGAGCUGUUCAAAGAGUUGAGCUUUCAGGCCAGCUUGUACAGCGACCUUCCUCUCCUGGCAUCAGAUCUGCCCUACUUCCCCCCCGAGGAAGACGAUGAGGAGUUCGAUGACGGCAUACACCUUGUGGUGUGUGUCCACGGGCUUGAUGGAAACAGCGCAGACCUCCGGCUGGUGAAGACCUUUAUUGAGUUAGGACUGCCAGGAUCCAGGCUGGACUUCCUCAUGUCUGAGAGGAACCAGACCGACACGUUUGCAGAUUUCGACACCAUGACAGACAGGUUGCUGGAUGAGAUCAUUCAGCAUAUCCAGCUGUACAAUCUCACCAUCGGCAGGAUAAGCUUCAUCGGCCACUCUCUGGGGAACAUCAUCAUCCGCUCGGUGCUGACGAGGCCUCGCUUCCGCUGCUAUCUGCCCAAACUGCACACUUUCCUCUCGCUGUCGGGCCCGCACUUGGGAACGCUGUACAACAACAGCACGCUGGUCAGCACAGGUCUGUGGUUAAUGCAGAAGCUGAAGAAAUCGGGAUCCUUGCUGCAGCUCACCUUCAGAGAUCACGUUGAUCCAAGGAAAACAUUCCUCUAUCUCCUGAGCCAGAAACCAGGGCUCCAGUUCUUCAAGAACGUGGUAUUGGUGGCGUCUCCACAGGACCGUUAUGUUCCUUUCCACUCUGCUAGAAUAGAGAUGUGCAAAACUGCUCUUAAGGACAGGACCACAGGGCCCGUGUACACUGAGAUGAUCAACAACCUCCUGCAGCCACUUGUGGAGGCUAAAGAGUGCCGGCUGAUCCGCCAGAAUGUGUUCCACGCUCUGCCCAACACCGCCAACACCCUGAUUGGCCGCGCUGCCCACAUCGCCGUCUUGGACUCUGAGCUUUUCCUGGAGAAGUUCUUCUUGGUGGCAGGGCUCAACUACUUCAAAUAAAGGUGCUAGCCUUCGCAGGCUCACGGGACAGAACCUGAUGGCGGCUCAUGGAGCGCAUCUGGAGGACCUUCGCAUUGUACAGUAUAUUUAAUGUAUAUAAUCCCUGGUAACCAAGAUGGCAAGGCCUGUUUCUCCCAUUUGUUAGGAUUGUCAGCAGAUCAGUGUAUUGUGACUGUUUAAAUUGCUAACUCAGACAUCUGAGUUUGACGUGUAGCCAUGCAAAACAAAACAUCUAUCACAGGAUUGAUAGGAGAUGUUUUGUUGGCCUUAUGAAUAACCUCUCAGCCAGAACACUAACAGAUGCUAAUUGUGGUCGAAAGCAUUUAACUACUUUCCCUUUAGAGUUGAUCUAGAGUCGGAUGAUUGAAUUCUUCUUUAAGGGUUACACUGACGAUAGUCUUAAACUAUCCUUAGAGCCGAGGCAAUAGAUGCGCAGCAUUUAUCCCCUUGAUUGUACAUUGUACAAGUAUUUUGUUGUACAAAACAUAGAUGUUCCUUUAUACAGAAAUUAAUAUAUUGUUUAAAUUAUUUAUUUUUUAUCUGCUUAUGUGUCUACAGUUCAAGUAGUCCAUCUAAAUGUGAUCUCCUGUGUGUUGUUAUCAUGAAAACUAUCAAAUGGAAAUCCAAGUGUUUAUGAAGUAUACAGUGGAGGCAGAAGUGUUACCCCAUGUAGCCUAUAAGUCAGUAUAUAUAAUGUCUGCUUCUUCAUACAUGUACUUACUGUAUGUUCAACUGUACAUCAGUUCUACCUAACUCACCGUGAUUAGCAAGUGUAAGGCUACAGCAUGGGUGAGCAUUACAACACCUUUGAUAGCAAAUGACUCUGUUAGCCUUCACUUUUUAUUUGUUUGAACUGAUUGACUCGAUUUUAUCAACUGAUCAGUUGCGCAAGCCCUGCCCUCCUAAGCGACUGUUUCUAUGCCUGUCAAGCUUUCCAGACUGCACAUAUACAGUUCACAGUGAGAACGGUGGCAGAUUGUUACCCAAAAUUCUUAGUAAUAUUGUAAACCGUAAGUUCAUGGCUUCAGACAGGUAGACAGAGGCAGGCUUCCUUUUUACUGUUGGUUUCAUUAUUUUAAAUGACAGCUGUCCCUGGCAGGUUUUAAUAGCUGUAGCAAGUACUAGCUAAUGCUGGCUACAUGGUUAAAGAACCCUUCGACUAAGUUGGUCGAGUAGAUUUGCCUACACAAAAUUAUUAAUUAUAUGAAACAAAAAAAUAAAAGACUAAUGACUUUCCAAUGAGACCCACAGAGGGCAGAACAGAGCUGCUAACGUUAGCCAAAACUCUGAAAGCACCCAGGACUGGCUUCACUCAAACAGGAAAUAAUACAUUUAUUUAUGUAACCUGUGAUCCACAAACUAAUGCAACCCAACUCAUUAAUAAUGAUACUGCUGGAGGUAGUAAGCUAACUAGCCUGACAUGCUAACAUGGAUUUUGGAAAAGCCGAAAAAAAGACACCACUCUCCGAAUAUCUGAAUUCCGAGCACCUAUCUUACAAUAGCUCCAUGCACAUCCCUCUAACGUGUAAUAAUCUAAAGCUUGACAGGGCUGUUGUGCAUAGUAAUAGUUGCUAAAUUAUGAUUGGGCAAUCACUAUUCAGAGGAGGGGUUUAGCAACUGGUCAAUUCUUUUGAUAAUCUAACAGAGUUAAAUCUAUAGCAUUAUAACCAUCACUAUAACACAACACAUUUACAUUUUGUCCCUGUAUCAUGCGACAGGGAGACAGAAACCAGGCUUAGGGAUAUCAUUAACAGCAAAUAUGCACACUUAAUACGAAAAGGAAACACAUUAUCCAUGACAACGUUAUGGUCUAAUGACCUUCAGUUUCUUAAUGAGCCAUUUUGAAUUGUAGAUUAAAAUUGUCUUCACAAGGAUGGAUUCCACAAGGCACUUUGAAAUUCAUUAUUUUUAACCGGUGUGAAUCAGGGUGUCAUUGCUUUUGUUUUCUGGGAUACUGGCUGAUUUUGCAUACAACAGACCCACUGCCAAGAUUCUCCCUCACACGCUGUCAUUUUGUAUGAAACAGAUUUCAAUAUGAUGCAUGAUGAUAGCAGGGAAGCACUGUGGUAGCACACACCGUCUCGUGUUCUUGAACAUAUCCGAUGCCAUAUUGUGAUCAUCUCAUCAGCUCAAUCAAAUAAAUGUUGUGUUUUUUUUUUUAAAAAGAACACGUCUCCACAACCUUCGCUGUCACAUUCAAGCGUGACGCGAGUGAUGUCGUUUUCCAGCAUGUUGGCGUGUGAGGACCGUUUCUCAUCACCGCGCUGUCCAUCAAGUGAUGUUUACAUUCUGACAUUAGAGAACUGUUAUGAUAGUGUUGCCACAGACGUCUUGUAGGCAGGAAUGCCCGUGCAUCUGCUGCAUAUGUAGUUAUGUACAUACAGAGAGCUAUAUUUAACCUUUGCACAUGUUUGAUGGCAAGUGCACUUUAUAGACAACCUUGAAUCAACCUCCACUAGCUUUUCAACAUCCAAACAGCUAUUUUUCCCUCUAUGUUUUUUGGUUUGCGGCGCUUCUUUAGACCUGAAGGUCGCACCCCACACUUCUUAUUGUAAACACUGACCGCGGCUGUCCGUUCAAGCAUUGUAUCAUCUUCAAAGAGUACAAAAAGGUGACAUCGCAAAGUGCUUUUUUUUUUUUUGUCACUGUGGCACUGCACAGUAAGCAGAGUGUCACCGUGAUUGACUCUAAUCAAAUGGGCUCCUUCAGGGCCCGGAGAUCGUUCUCAAAAAGCCACUAAGCAAAGCUGUGUAAGUAAUCUGUAGGAACUGCCAUGCAUCAUGCAUCAUUUCUCAACAUCCCCCCCCCUCGACACAGACACACACACACACACACACACACACACAAACACACGCUGUAUAUGGAUGAGGCUUUAGCUUGUUUGCGUUUGGGUCCAUGUGUGUUUACCCAGAGGGGUCAGCGGGAAUUGUCAGAGGGGAAGAGUGUUUGUGGUAUUGAGAUGGGGCCCUUCAAGGGCGAACACGGGUUUGAAGUUGUUUCGUUAGACAGAUGGAUGCACUGUAAAAGGUUUCACCUGAUGUAUGAAACCUGAAAGAAUCGUAUUUGCAUUGCAUGAAGUUUUUUUUGUGUUUGUUUGUUUUUCAUGAAAUGUCUGUACAUUUAUGCUGCUCUAAUAUCUGAGAGUGAAUUCAGAGGUGAUCCAUAAAUCCAAUAGACCCUUGCAAGUGCUGUCAACCUUCAAAACUAGCUGACUUGAACCUUUUUGUAUUUGAUUGCCCUUUACUGAGUCCUGUUCAUGUGUAGUGUGUGUAUGUGUGUGUGUGUGUGUGUGUGUGUGUGUGUGUGUAUGUGAGUGUGUGGCAGGUGAAGAAGAGUGUGUAAUAUGUGUCUGAGAGGAGACGUGACAUCGUUGUCCGCCCGUCGCUGGAAAAUACUUCAUGCAUUUGAACUGAAUGUAAAAAAAAACAAAACAUUUUACUUCACUGUGAGGAACAUGUAUUUAUUUCAUUCUGCAGUUAUUUUGCUGAAUGUAUAACAUGUAAAGUACAGUAAAUACUACUUCAUCUGUGCCAAUACUACUCUAAUAUUUUUCUAUGUUGCUGACUGUACUGUAUGUAUUCCUUAGUAGCUUGUGUCCUAUGUAAAAAUAUAAAUACAAAUAUAUAUAUAGCAUAGUAUUAUUAUAACAGAUAUGAUGUUACAAUAAAAAAUGUUCCUUUUGCAUUAUUA